Molecule: messenger RNA, 520 nt
Organism: Caenorhabditis angaria
Lineage: Eukaryota; Metazoa; Nematoda; Chromadorea; Rhabditida; Rhabditidae
Source: the annotation of a GenBank genome assembly
AUGACUGCAAUUCGUGACAACUUGUGUGAACUUGGUAGAAUGGAGAUACCUCGACCAAAAUGUCAAGGUAUGCAAUUCGUGGCCACUCGAGGAAGACAAGGAUUCUAUAGAGUACGUUUGAUUUGUCUCUUUCUUGAAAAAAACCAUCAAAAUCAAUCGAUUUUCAGACCAUUCGUGAGAAUGGCGCCAAAUAUGGAAUCCAACUUAAGCCACAAGGACCAAAACGUCCACAAUUGAGCUCGGAGCUUUUCAGUGGCUCAAUGUUUCGACCAGCAACGGUUCCAGAAGAGAUUUCUGAAGAAAUUGAACAAGAACCAUCUCCACCACUUCCAAAACCUCAACAAUACCCAAUCGAACAAAACAACAAUAACUACAAGGUAAUUUUAUCUUGAAUUGGUUUCAAAAAAAGAGAAAUUUAUUUUUAUAGAACUACAAUACUGCUUCACGACUUCCACCACAACCUCAACGUCAAAGAACCGGAGGAAUCACCAAUUCGCUUAUAAAUCGCCCUCAAAAAUAA